AUGGAGAAAUACAUGAUAAUUGAUACCUUUGCCAAAGGCCCCCAAGGAAUCACGCUCUUGGUGAAACAUCGGGCAAAUGGAAAGACAUUUAUUCUGAAAAAGAUCGAAUGUAACGAUAACCCGGAAGCUAAUCGCGCCCUCCGAGAGGUCAUGCGAUUCACUAAACUCCGUCACAGACACAUUGCCAUUCCCCGAGAUGCCUUUGUUCACUGGGACUCCACCGAAGCAGCAGUAUACCUGUGUAUCGCAUCCGACUACUUUGUUACUGGUGACCUUGAUAGCUUCGUCAAGGAAAAGUCAAGGAAUGGUCAAUCGAUGUGCGAAUCGGACAUGCAACGUUGGAUGGGCCAAAUGCUCCAUGCCAUAAUCUAUCUGCAUGAUAGCGGAAUAGCCCACACCAAUCUGAAGCCUAGCAACGUGUACCUGACUCCUCAGAUGGACCUGCGGAUUGGCGAUAUUGGAAUCAGGACUGUCAUAGAGGACUUACAUCGGUUUCGUUCCAGGACCAGAUCGGCGGUCUGGUCCCUCUACUGGUCUCCACCAGAGGUCUUCGAGGGUCCUCACGGAUCAAAAACAGAUGUCUGGUCCUUGGGCUGCAUGCUGUUCGAGAUGGCGGCAAUGAUGCACCAGAGUGUCCUCAAAUCUCGGGAAGUCCUUCUGCAGCUGCGCGUGGGAGACAGGGUUGAAUUCUUGGAUUCCCUGAAACAGAUUGGCCGGGGGUAUGAGAAGUCCUGCCACAUCUGUGAUUGCUUAGUCCACAUGUUUUCAGCUGAUCACGAAUCAAGACCAUCGGCAAGAGAUGUUCUAAAGAUGCACUACCCUCGGCUCUGCAUAAACAUGGUUACCAAUAAAGGCACGGAAACCCCAAAGAGAUAGAGGAAUUGAAAAUUAUGUCUCAUCAACAAACUAUAAUACGUAUGUAGAAGUCUGCUACCAGAAUAAUUGUCUUGCAAUACUAUUUCGUUAGAAGAGAGAUGUGAAUUAACUGCCUUUUUUUAGUACAAAGUCUAUUUAUAAUUCUGGUUAACCAAAACAAACAUUCUCUUCGUAGUUUUGGAUGUCCAAUAGGUUUCGACUUAGGUGCGAUACUACAUUAACAAG
This is a messenger RNA of Lytechinus variegatus (green sea urchin), 1101 nucleotides long. Its product is annotated as serine/threonine-protein kinase Nek1-like. The transcript is spliced from 2 exons. Gene Ontology annotation, biological process: protein phosphorylation. The coding region runs from base 1 to 876 and encodes 291 amino acids. Gene Ontology annotation, molecular function: protein kinase activity; ATP binding. The record is from RefSeq and is a predicted model, not a curated record. Lineage: Eukaryota; Metazoa; Echinodermata; Echinoidea; Temnopleuroida; Toxopneustidae.